This is a messenger RNA of Lachancea thermotolerans CBS 6340, 837 nucleotides long. RefSeq names its product Mob2p (gene MOB2). Gene Ontology annotation, cellular component: nucleus; cytoplasm. Bases 1 to 837 code for a protein of 278 amino acids. Gene Ontology annotation, molecular function: protein kinase activator activity. The record is from RefSeq and is a predicted model, not a curated record. NCBI's taxonomy places the organism in Eukaryota, Fungi, Ascomycota, Saccharomycetes, Saccharomycetales, Saccharomycetaceae. The transcript has 2 exons. Gene Ontology annotation, biological process: positive regulation of protein phosphorylation; signal transduction; cell division.
AUGUCUUUCUUCAACUCAUUCAAAGGAUUUACGAGAAGCAGUAAAAAGACCAAAAACCAGAAUGUGGGAACAACAGCUAAUUCUGUGAACUCUGUGUAUCCGAACGCUCAUAACAACAGCUCUAAGCUUCUUUCAAGACAAGUGCACUCGCCAGUUCGUCAAGCCCCGUCAUCUCAUAACACUAAUAGUUUUCAACAGCAGCAGCAACAGCAACAGGUGCAUGCAAUACCUUCAGAAAGAGUCGAAACCCAGCAGUCUCUAUUCUUGAGUGAGCCGUUCGUGAGGACUGCUCUCGUUAAGGGCUCUUUUAAAACUAUUGUACAGCUGCCAAAGUACGUGGACCUGGGCGAGUGGGUCGCGCUGAAUGUUUUCGAGUUUUACACCAACCUGAAUCAAUUCUACGGUAUCAUCGCCGAGUAUGUUACACCGGACGUCUACCCUACCAUGAACGCGGGCCCUCACACUGACUACAUGUGGCUGGAUGCGAACAGUAGACAGGUUUCCUUACCUGCAGGACAAUACAUUGAUCUGGCACUAACAUGGAUCAGCAACAAGGUGUCUGACCAAACUCUUUUUCCAACGCAAAACGGAUAUCCAUUUCCCCAGAAUUUUGUUCAAGACAUGCAAAGAAUAAUGGUGCAAAUGUUCAGGAUAUUCGCCCACAUGUAUCACCAUCAUUUCGACAAAAUUAUACACUUGUCACUCGAGGCUCAUUGGAACUCUCUUUUUGCUCAUUUCAUAAGCUUUGCGAAAGAAUACAAUCUUGUGGAUAGAAAGGAGAUGUACCCAUUAGGACCUUUGAUCGAAAAUUUGGAAAGACAAGGCAAGAUUAUUUAG